Serpula lacrymans var. lacrymans S7.9 is the source of this 473-nucleotide messenger RNA. RefSeq lists its product as uncharacterized. The record is from RefSeq and is a predicted model, not a curated record. The transcript is spliced from 2 exons. The coding region runs from base 40 to 333 and encodes 97 amino acids. Lineage: Eukaryota; Fungi; Basidiomycota; Agaricomycetes; Boletales; Serpulaceae.
AUAUCUUGUCAUUUCACAUUAUCGACCGUCAUCUUCUCCAUGUACAACAUAGUCAACGUCGUGGCGCAGGUUGAUUCGCUCCACUCACUGACGCUCACGGACGUCGAACUUGACCCCAUUCGCAGUGUUAGGAAGAAUUACGCGUUCGAACGUCCAAACUUUAGUUCGAUUAUCUUCGAGGACGUCGGAGUCAAGGUUCUGAAUGACUUCUUCCGCCUGUCUAAAGAAAAUUACUUCGAGUUCAUCGCGAUCGUUCGUAGUCAGGUUGACUCACUGAGAAGGAUGGCACCAUCACACAGUCUUUUGCUAAAGGACCUCAUUGGAGAAGACUGAGGGCAAUCGCGACAUGAGGUAGUUGUACGAGUUACCGAGAACGUUAUAAACAGAGCCCAAGUAGUAGCCAAACGCAGCUAAUAAGUAUUAUUUGCAAGCCACAAUAAAAGUACUAAAGGAAAGACAGGGAACUCACUAUU